AACAACUGUUCGUGCGGUGUCUCUAACUGCAUAUAUACCUCCAUAUCACCCCACAGGCUCGUUCAUAAACCAUGGUGCUGCUGACAGUUAGGAAGUCGUUUGUGCUACUAUCAUGUACGUUUUUGGGGCUCAUUUGUGGGACGAUGUACCUUUAUUCAUCUUACAGUCCACAAUUCGCUGCUCAGCUAGGCUACUCCGUGACAGAUUCAUCAAAAAUUGCGUUGGCAGGCACCAUUGGCGUGGCUAUAGCCGGUCCCAUUUCUGGUAAAGUUGUAGACCGGUCGGGAUAUAGUUGGGCCAUGAUAAUCGGCGGGGUCUUCAUCUUUCUGGGAUACUUAGGAUUAAAAAAACAGUUUGAUAUCAUUUACUCAAGUUUGCCGGUAUCCAAUUUGCUUUUGUUUAUGGUGGGAAUGGGCCUGACCUUCAUUAAUUCUGCUUGCUUGAAGUGCUGUGCUGUGAGCUUCCCCAGCAUCAGGGGAGUUGCUACUUCGUUGCCAUUGGCUUUAUAUGGUCUUAGUGCUUUGUUCUACUCGGUAAUAGGAUCGGUGUUUUUCCCAGGAGACACGUCUCGAUUUCUUGGGUUUUUGGCAUACUCAUCCAUGGCUAUUUUCUGUUUGUGUUCUCCCAGUGUGUUCAUGGCCGAUGGUGAACAUAGUCUGCGGGGAGUGGUCCACAGAAAGACCAUUUCUGCUUCGGGCAUUGAAAUGUCGAUCUUGCGGUCACCUGUGUUAGGGCACAGUCCUGGAAGUCCUGCAGUAGGCUUGGCCCUGCCAAUCGCACUCCCCAAAGCUAGUGGCAGUGGCACAUUAAUUGAUGAGGUGGAACUGGGCAGUAUAUUUGCUUCUUCUAAGUUCUGGAUCCUCUUCUUUCUCACAGGAUUCCUCGCAGCCAUGGGACAAAUGUACAUUUAUUCGGUGGGCUACAUAGUAAAGGCAUUGGUGACGGCUGGUAUUACGUUUGACUCGACUAUUUCAGAAGAGGCUCGUGCUCACUUGGAAGCAUUGAUACAAAAAAACCAACAACUUCACGUUGGGCUAUUGUCAGCAACCAACUGUAUUGGUCGGUUGGUGUCUGGGAUAUGUGGAGAUAUCAUUAGCCAGUCAUUUCAUAAAAGAAGGUCUUGGCUUUUGUUUGUACCCGCUAUAGGCUUGACUAUCACCCAAAUCAUGGGCUACCAGAUCGAGGACUACACAAAAUUGACGUGGAUGUCUUUGCUCACGGGCUUCUUCUACGGGUUCACCUUCUGCCUUAUGCCCAUCAUUAUAGGAGACUUCUUUGGUAUGGAUAACUUCUCCUCCAACUGGGGGUUUGUGGGACUUGCACCCAUUCUUCCUAGUUUCUAUUUCACCAAGCUUUUUGGUAACAUUUUCGACUCCAACUCCUUCAUUGCCUCUGAUGGCUCACAUAUUUGUUCCAGUGGAAGUGGGUGCUAUAAGUCUAUUUUUAGACUUGAUAUGGUGGUGACCGUGUUGUGUGUGGUGGUAGUCGGGGUGUUAAACUUUGGAUUUCGUUGGCUUUCGAAGAGCCCCCGUGAGUAUAAACCGUUGUGAUUCGGGCCCGCCCCCGCUCUUUACUUCACUACGUGUACAUAUUAAUUAAAAGUAUUUAUUGCCAA
Molecule: messenger RNA, 1615 nt
Organism: Yamadazyma tenuis ATCC 10573
Lineage: Eukaryota; Fungi; Ascomycota; Pichiomycetes; Serinales; Debaryomycetaceae
Source: RefSeq, a predicted model, not a curated record